UAUCCUCACCGGGUCGGAGCCUUGCCACAACACGGCGGCAGCAAAAUGAGCGUGUACACAUUUUUAGAGAUUGACGUGAAUGCGCAGGUGGAGGAGCUGCGUGCCUACCUGAAGGAGGUGGGUGCGGAGAUCUCCAUGGAGCGGAGUCCCAAGGGGCUGGAGGACGACCUGCACAAGAUCAUUGGGGUUUGCGACACAGCGUUCUCCUCUGAGGCGACCGAGGCAGAGGUGGAGGCCCUGCUCAACUCGAUCGUGUCUGUGCUCAUCGUGGUUCCAGUAGGAGAGAAGACAGAGAGCCUGAUCCUGGCGUUUUGUGAGAAGCUGGCCAAGGCGCCCUCCAACAGACUGGGCCACGUGUGUCUUAGGGUACUCAACCUGCUAUUCCACGCUUUGCCGGAGAACCUUGGGGUGCGGUACCAUGUUUACUACACAAUGGUCCAGGUGUCGGGGCAGAUCGGGCAGGUGCAGGCCGUGUACCAGUCCGUGGAGAAGAUGCGCUCCACCCUUAACACUGCCCAGCCGCCACCCUCCACUGAACAGCUGCAGCAGCUCCUCCGCCUCCUCCACCAGACACUCCUUGCAAACAAACUAAGUGAGGAGGCCAGCAAGGUGAUGAUAGAGCUUCUGGGAACGUACACCACUGAGAACGCAUCCCAAGCUCGCGAGGAUGCUCACCGUUGCAUCAUUGCCUCCCUGGCUGACCCCACCACCUACAUCAUGGACCAUCUCCUUACUCUAAAGCCUGUCAAGUUUCUGGAGGGGGAGUUGAUCCAUGACUUGCUGACCAUCUUUGUGUCAGAGAAGCUGCCGGGUUACAUCCACUUCUAUAACAACCACAAGGAGUUCAUCUCAUCCAUAGGCCUGGACCACGAGGCAAAUGUGAGGAAGAUGCGACUGCUCACCUUCAUACAGAUGGCCGAGAGUCAGUCUGAGAUGUCCUUUGACUUGCUGAUGCAUGAGCUCCAGCUUGGUGCCGAGCAGGUGGAGGGAUUUAUCAUUGAGGCCCUCAAGACCAAGCUGGUGAGUGCGCGCAUGGACCAGAACCUAAGGAAAGUGUUCGUCACAUCCAGAGUGCACCGAACAUUUGGCAGAAGUCAGUGGCAGGCGCUGCACGACACACUCAGCGGCUGGAAGACAAACCUGGCGCUGGUGAAGGAGUCCAUGCAGGCUAUCGUCAGUGCCCCCAUUGUCCCUGCGAAAUAAACUGAUAAGAAAAACUAGUAAAUAAAAGUGUACGUCAACAUCAGUUUUGUACUGUUCUCACUCACCUGGAUUCUGCGUCUCUGUUGGUCGUCAGCUGAAUAAAGAGCAGAGGGUA
Molecule: messenger RNA, 1318 nt
Organism: Scylla paramamosain (green mud crab)
Lineage: Eukaryota; Metazoa; Arthropoda; Malacostraca; Decapoda; Portunidae
Gene: eIF3m
Product: eukaryotic translation initiation factor 3 subunit M-like
Exons: 8
Coding region: 46-1203 (385 amino acids)
Biological process (GO): cytoplasmic translational initiation
Cellular component (GO): eukaryotic translation initiation factor 3 complex; cytoplasm
Molecular function (GO): translation initiation factor activity
Source: RefSeq, a predicted model, not a curated record